This is a messenger RNA of Chelmon rostratus (copperband butterflyfish), 1479 nucleotides long. Its product is annotated as protocadherin gamma-A12-like. Gene Ontology annotation, biological process: homophilic cell-cell adhesion. Gene Ontology annotation, cellular component: plasma membrane. NCBI's taxonomy places the organism in Eukaryota, Metazoa, Chordata, Actinopteri, Chaetodontiformes, Chaetodontidae. Gene Ontology annotation, molecular function: calcium ion binding. The transcript has a single exon. The coding region runs from base 1 to 1479 and encodes 492 amino acids. The record is from RefSeq and is a predicted model, not a curated record.
AUGCUAAUUGAAGGCAAAGAUGGCUAUGGCCUUUCCUCAGAAACAAAGGUGGUCAUAGAUAUAACUGACGUUAAUGACAAUGCCCCAGUAAUAUAUAUUAAUUCAUUAGCAAACCCCAUCCCAGAGAACGUGUCACCUGGUACAGAGGUGGGCAUCAUUAACGUGCAGGACAGAGACUCUGAGAGUAACGGACAGGUGCGCUGCUCCAUUCAGCAAAAGGUCCCUUUUAAGUUGGUUCCUUCUAUUAAAAACUAUUAUUCUCUGGUGAGCACAGGACAACUGGACCGUGAGGUCGUGUCUGAUUACAACAUUACAAUCAGUGCCACUGACGAGGGCUCUCCACCUCUGUCCUCGUCUAAAAGUGUUCAGUUAUCUGUAGCAGACAUCAACGACAACCCACCUGUGUUUGAGGAGCAGUCGUACAGCGCAUAUGUGACAGAAAACAACAAACCUGGCUCCACUUUAUGUUCCGUUGCUGCUCGAGACCCCGACUGGAGACAAAACGGUACAGUGAUUUAUUCUGUGUUAGCUGGUGAGGUGAACGGUGCCCCGGUGUCGUCCUAUGUGUCUGUUAACGGAGACACGGGUGUGAUCCACGCUGUGAGGUCGUUUGAUUAUGAGCAGUUGAGGAGUUUCAAAGUCCACGUGAUGGCCCGAGACAACGGUUCUCCUCCGCUGAGCAGCAACGUGACCGUCAGUGUGUUCAUAUCGGAUGUGAAUGACAACAGUCCUCAGAUCCUGUACCCCGGUCCGGAGGGCAACUCGUUCAUGACGGAGCUGGUCCCCAAAGCUGCCCACGGAGGCUCUCUGGUGUCCAAAGUGAUCGCGGUGGACGCGGACUCCGGCCAGAACGCCUGGCUGUCCUAUCAGAUCGUGAAAUCCACUGAUCCGGGACUUUUCAGUAUCGGUGUCCACAGCGGAGAGAUCAGGACGCAGCGGGACAUUUCUGAAUCUGACAGCAUGAAACAGAACCUUGUUGUGUCCGUGAAAGAUAACGGACAGCCCUCUCUGUCUGCCACCUGUUCCAUGUAUUUACUUAUUUCUGAUAACUUGGCUGAGAUGCCAGAACUGAAGGACAUUUCUUAUGAUGAGAAGAAUUCCAAGCUGACCUCUUAUCUGAUCAUCGCUCUGGUGUCAGUGUCCACGUUUUUUCUGACCUUCAUCAUCAUCACCCUGGGUGUGAGGUUUUGUCGCAGGAGAAAGCCGAGACUGUUGUUUGAUGGAGCAGUUGCCAUCCCGAGCGCUUAUCUCCCUCCUAAUUACGCAGAUGUUGACGGCACAGGAACUUUACGCAGCACUUACAAUUAUGACGCGUACCUGACAACAGGAUCUCGAACCAGUGACUUCAAGUUCGUAAGUUCUUACAAUGACAACACACUGCCUGCUGACCAGACUCUGAGGAAAAGUCCGACAGACUUUGCUGAGGUGUUUCAAGAUUCUCUGGAUCCUCUAGAGGUAGGCGCACAUGCUAUUUGUUAG